Molecule: messenger RNA, 2746 nt
Organism: Myripristis murdjan (pinecone soldierfish)
Lineage: Eukaryota; Metazoa; Chordata; Actinopteri; Holocentriformes; Holocentridae
Product: G/T mismatch-specific thymine DNA glycosylase
Exons: 10
Coding region: 645-1994 (449 amino acids)
Biological process (GO): base-excision repair, AP site formation
Cellular component (GO): nucleus
Molecular function (GO): pyrimidine-specific mismatch base pair DNA N-glycosylase activity; uracil DNA N-glycosylase activity
Source: RefSeq, a predicted model, not a curated record
UUUAUAAAUAUGGACCGGUUCUGUUCGUGUUUCGUGGUGAACAAUCUCAGUGGAAGCGGAACCAUUCAUCCACGCUAAAUUAGCCGAGUGGCUAACGUUAGCUAUAUUUGCUAGCAGCCGGUGCUUACUAAACUCGACCAAUAACUCCCUCAGUAAACCAGCGACGUAAAACUAGCCCCCUAUAUUAUGAAUAUCAGAGACAGUCACCCAUAAUAAUAAAAAUUUAACAGAAAUUUGUACGGGGUGUACGGCGAAAGCUGGUGGCCACACGGCCAGCUAUAUUCCUGUGGGUUUAGCUUGCUAGCUUAGCUAUGAAACAAGCUAUUUAAAUUUGACUAGAUGGAUAGGUCUUGAUCCAGGGUUUUGUGUGCAUUUCCUGUGAUUUCCACUGGUAGUUUACCUUAACGUUUCAUAAAAUACAUCUUUACUUGUAUUGUUACAGCUUCCUUAUCAUUUGUCGUCAUUGUUGUUGUUUUUUUUUAUUGUUUACACAUUGUACUUUAGUUUCGAGUUUAUUUCUUUGCCCUGGCACAUGCGUUCAGGUUCAUACAGACUCUUGAUAUGCUAAACCACAUGUAUAUCACCCAAUUAUGUGUCCUCAACAUGAAUAUUGAUUUAUUUAAUAAAGUUAAACCACCCUAAAGAUGGAAGAAAAGCUGUAUGGAUCACUGCCUGUCCCCUCGGAAUAUCUGCAACAGUGGAUUCAGUCUGCCCAGCAGUUUCAAGCACUCCAGGCCCAGUAUUCAGGCUUCAACUCCCACCAACAGUCCCACCACCCAGAGGGACCAUCAUUGGAGAGGGGCAUGGCAAACAUGGCUGCUAAUCCAGAACCCAUGGAUCAGCUGGAGCCGGCCAACCUAGCAAAACCCCCAGCCAAAAAGAGAGGCAGACAGGCACAACCCAAGAAACCCACAGAACCCAAACCACCGAAAAUUCCCAAGGCACCGAAGCUGCCCAAGGACCCUAACGCUCCAAAGGCCAAACCAGGCCCCAAGCCCAAGAAGAACAAGCAGGGCGAGGCAGAUGGAAAGCAGGAGAAGAUAGAUGAGAGUUUCAAGAAGGUGAAGAGGAAAGUGGACCGCUUCAAUGGAAUGACUGAGGAGGAAGUCAUGACAAAAACCCUCCCAGACCUGCUGGAUUACAACCUCGACUAUGUCAUUAUCGGUAUCAACCCAGGUCUGAUGGCAGCUUACAUCGGACGAUGGUUCCCAGGACCUGGGAAUCAUUUUUGGAAGUGCCUGUUCCUCUCUGGAUUUACUGAUGAGCAGCUGAAUCACAUGCACGACACCACCCUGCCUGUCAAAUACAAAAUCGGUUUCACCAACAUGGUGGCCAGGGCGACGCCGGGAAGCAAAGACCUCUCAAGUAAAGAGCUGCGUGAAGGAGGCAAAAUCCUCACAGAGAAGUUGAAGAAAUACAGACCUCUCAUUGCAGUUUUCAAUGGAAAAUGCAUAUAUGAAAUGUUCUGCAGAGAGAUGUUUGGCAAAAAACCAAAGGAUCUUGUAUUUGGUCUGCAGCCACACAAGAUACCCGACUGUGACGUGGCGCUAUAUCUGAUGCCCUCCUCAAGUGCCCGUUGUGCCCAGUUCCCCCGAGCCCAGGACAAAGUCCACUUCUACAUCAAGUUGAGGGAGCUGAGGGAUCAGUUGAAGGGUGUCAGAAGAAGCACUGAAAUCCAGGAGGUCAGCUACACCUUCGACCUGGGAAUGGCCAAGGAGGAUGCCAAGAGAAUGGCGAUAAAGGAGGAGCAAUAUGACCCUGGUUAUGAAGAUGCCUAUGGAGGAGCGUAUAUACAGGGAGGACAUGAGGGAGGCCAGGCCCAGAGCCAGAGCAAUGGUCACUGUACAUUCUCAUCUACUCAAAACACAGAAGCAGCAGAGGAUGCAACCACUUCUCAAACGGUAGGCCAGCUCCCAGACGGCCAGUGGAUGACCCAGUCUUUUGCAGAUCAGAUCCCAGACAUCGGGGGUGGACCAAAGGAGGCCAGCGUAUAGAGAGUUCAAAACAUGAUGAGAACAGGAAGAGACUUCAACCAACUUAGUCCUUCUCCCCUUUUUUCAAGUUAUAGAUUUUUUUCUAUUUUAUUAGCGUCGUAGUGGAAUAUAUAUACACAUAGAUGAAAAUGCCCAAAUUUUUAGAUUUUGCAGAAUUUUCUGCAGUUUUUAAUUCUGUUUUUUGGCCACGCGUACAUGUAUAAUUUCCUUCAUGGCAGUCUUUUUAAAAUAUACAAAAUCAGGGACUUGACAAUGAUGCUUGACUGUCCUUGGAGAAGGUCAUGUAUUUAAACUUUGGUUUUACUUUUGUACUGUACUGUACUGUACUGCACUGCACAGUGAUGCAGUAGAUGUUACACUCAUGACUACUGCUACGGCAGUAGAUAGAUCUACAAAUGAAUAUUUUAUAAGUCUGAGUGAUCAGAAACUGUCUGAUGUGAACCUGCUGAACCUGUGUGGUGAGGCAACAACUUUACUCGCAUUCUACUGUUUUACUUUGUGUUUUGAACUGGCCAGGCAGUGACUGAUCUCUCAACAAUGUCAAACUCAUCAUGGGUGCUUAUGAUUCCAUAAAGGGAAUCUCUGGCAAGCCUUUCAUUGAGUUACAAAACUCAAAAGGGUGCUAAUUUAAUCUUUUAUUUGUUUUUUUGCAUUAGGAAUUGUAGUAUUAUGUUUUGUAUGUUUAUGAAAAUGUCAUUCACAAGGACGUAUGUGAAAUAUGUCCAUUAAAAUGUCCUCAUAAUGCUUUUCUA